This is a messenger RNA of Tetranychus urticae (two-spotted spider mite), 1813 nucleotides long. RefSeq lists its product as uncharacterized. NCBI's taxonomy places the organism in Eukaryota, Metazoa, Arthropoda, Arachnida, Trombidiformes, Tetranychidae. The record is from RefSeq and is a predicted model, not a curated record.
AUCUUGUGUUUGAUAUUGAAAAUAUUUUUUCAACUGCGUUUCCUUUUGUUUUUAUUUGUAUUAAAGAAAUGUAAAUGUACAAUUUGAAACGUUUUCAUGUUAUUUCGCUAUUUUGUAAAACCUUUGAAACAUUCACCCAUUCAUCUGAGCAGCUAAUUGUUACACUCUGAAGCUCGGAAAAAUUUUGAGUGUAAAGAGUGUUAAACAAACGAAGCUUCGUUUUUAACCAUAAUUUUUUAGUUCAUACGUUAAUGAUUUGAAUUGGCUUGAAUUAAAAAAUUUUAUUUCAGAUUUUUUAGAUCAAACUGUUUAUCGAAUCAAAAGGUCCAAUAAUCUAAACUCCAUUUCAAUAUUUUUUACAAAUUGGUUAAGUUGAACCUUAAAAUAGAUUUUUCUAGGUUAAAAGCUUACAACGAAGGGUUGAAAUAAACAUAUUGAAAAAGGCUGAGAACAGUUUUUCUUUGAAUUAUAUUUACAGAAGUUCAAGUUCUUAUUCCUAGUAAUUAUGAUAACAGAUUAUAGUUUUGGUGAGUGUUUUUUCCCUACUCUAAUCUCUUGCCAAAAGUGAAAACUUUGAACACAAAACCAUGAAACAUCGUUGUAAAUUAACUGUUUAGCAGUUUAACCGCAGAUAGUGAUGCCAUAACAUGUUAAUGUAGUUGAUGUACGGUGUUAAAUGAAUAAUGUAAAUCACAGUCAUCUCUAUCAUUGUUAAAAAAGAGAUCUAAUGAUCUAGUUAAUGAAUUUUAAAACAUAAUUAAAGUUAACCAUAAACAAGGGCAAGACAAAGAUCCAGCUGAUCCUUUACACCAACAGCCAUUGUCUUCUCGCAGGUUUUCUGGUAAACUUAACCAGAACCAGCUAUGGCUGUUGACCGAGCCAGAACCGUUCUUAAGGAUUUGUAUGGAAAGAGGAGAGACAACCGUUCUGAGUGUCAUCUAUUGGAUGAUAAAUUAAUUAACGACACAUUGAUUUAUCGGAUAGCAUUUGAUCCAGAUGAAGAUAUUAAUGACCGAGAAGAUGGACAGUUGUUUAAUUUAAAGUCACCAACAUCAUCAGUCAAACUUAAUGGCAAUCACCAUCAUCAUUCUCAUACUCCUCCUGAUAUGAUUAAUGUUGGGUUAACUCGGUUUAACCUUGAUAACAAGAGUGAAAGUGAUUGUUAUAAUGAUGAGGAUAAGAUGAGAUCAAAUGGCUCUUUCACUGAACCGGAAUCAUUAAUGUAUAAAUCAACGGCAACAAUAAUAUUAAAUGUCUCUUCACUGGCUGAGGAAAUAAUUGAGGCUGAAAUGGAUUCAUUAAAGGGCUUACAGCGUACCAAUCAACCGAUUUACAGUUCAAUAUCAACAAGAGCUUCGUUGAAGGGCAACAUGGAAGACGAUCAUCUAAUGGAUCGAUACAAUCUAAAUUAUGGAAAUGAUGAAGCAAAUCAUGUUAAUACAGGAGUUACUGUAGCUGAUGGUUGUUCAUCAUUGCCAUUAAUAAACAAGAAUGAUGGUGACAACAAUAAUGAUCCCCAAAUAGCAGUUAACAAAGCAAGAGCCCACCGUAAACUGGAUAAACAUUGCAAGAAGAAGCCAUUAUUUUUACCUUCAAUCAUGAGAUAUACAGUUAGCACAGACAAUCAAAUUAUCACCUAUAAUUGUCCACCAACAAGAGCUUGUUUAUCCUGCUGUUCAAUUAGCUAACUGUAAACCCACUUUCAUUUGGCUAGUUCAAUCAACAACCUCGUUCGCAAAUAUCAUCUGUUUUUAUAUUCAUCCCGACCUUAGUGUAUAAACAUGGAAAUGGUUAAAGUGAUUGUUGCAUGGAU